UGUUAUGCUAAUUCAAGAAGUCCUCUGCGCCUGUACGGCGAGAAACCUUUUUUCUCUAGCCCCGAAUGUCUUGAAAACGAAGACAAACAAAAGGGAAAUUCUCAUUUCUCUGUAAACGAAGUAACAACGUUAACUACAUCACAUUCACGCCAAGGAUGAACGGUUUGAUGUUCUCAGUGAUCAUCAACUUUAUCUUAGCUGUACCAACAGCUGCUGCUAAUGCUCUGGUUAUCGUGGCCAUUCUGACGACGUCUUCUUUACGAAAACCGUCGUAUCUUUUACUGGCUAACCUCGCGCUUAGUGAUCUUGGAGUGGGACUAUUUUGCCAACCAGGUUUUGCCGUAAUAAUAAUCAUGAAACUGUUUGAAGACGUUGAAUUUAGUAUCUUCUUAUUACUAUCAGUAAUUGUUGUUGCAUCGCAGUUGAGCUGUGUAUCAGUGUUGACCAUAACCGCCAUCAGUGUCGACAGGUUCAUGGCCAUACGACUCAAGAUGAGGUACAGAUCUGUUGUCACACUUAGAAGAGUGAGCUUCUUCUGUGUUUUUUCUUGGGUUGCUCCUCUCGUAACGAUAGUAACUGGUAUUUUUGACAUGCGAAAUGCGGAGCUUGGUGUAGUCGGUCUAACAGUAUGCUUAGUGGUGAUCGUGGUAUUCUACACGAUGUCGUUCAGAGCCCUGAAGAUCCACUGUGCUCAGACCCAACCACAGGGUAACCAACAACCCAACAGUACAACACAGUCCAAUGCCAUCGAUGUUCUUAAGUACAGAAAGCUACUGAAGACAAUGAUAAUAAUAGUGGUGGUGAUCUUAGUCUGUUACCUUCCUAUUUUCGGACUACUUGCAAUAAUGUUACACCCAGCUUAUCACGAUAAGUAUCAUAUCAUGUGGGGAAUGAUGAGUAUUGUGUGUGCAAACUCUACUCUGAAUCCUGUUAUUUAUGUGACGAGAAUGAAGGACAUUCGAGAAGCCUGUGUUCAGAUACUAAGAAAAUUGUUCAGAUGCAUGUAGGCUGAUUGAAUGAUGGAAGCUUGAAGUAGGAAUUUUACUGACGGACUUAACAUGGUUCCUAGUAGUUUGUGGCCAUAGUUUAUAUAUAACGGAAAUCGAUAUAAUUAUUAGUGUAAGGCAAAACUAGAUUGAUCAGAUUUUCAUACCAGAUGCUCAUUUUAUUUGAGUCGUUACCAUAGUAACGAUGGACAAAUAUCCUCAAAACUAUUUUGUGUCAAAAAAGUGUUGAUUUGCUUUUAUCCCAAAGUAUUGAAUAUGUAUCAUGAAUU
Molecule: messenger RNA, 1276 nt
Organism: Actinia tenebrosa (Australian red waratah sea anemone)
Lineage: Eukaryota; Metazoa; Cnidaria; Anthozoa; Actiniaria; Actiniidae
Product: adenosine receptor A2b-like
Biological process (GO): G protein-coupled receptor signaling pathway
Cellular component (GO): membrane
Molecular function (GO): G protein-coupled receptor activity
Source: RefSeq, a predicted model, not a curated record